UAUACUUUUUAUUACGAUGGUAGCUGUGAAGAGUAACUUUUACAAAAAUCAGAUUGAUCAUUGAAUCUCUUACUAAACCCUUACACUAAAAAGUGAAUUAGUAAAGCAAUUAGCAUGAUGCUUUGCUAGCUCCGCCCACCCGUGACCAUUGGAUCGAUGACAGUUGUUGUAAAUUAAAUGAAGACAAUCACUUUCUCAACUCUCAUAUCAUAUAAAAUUACACAGGUGUCAAAGCUAGCUACACACAGACACAGUUGCGUUGCAUUGAGUUAAGUUAAUUAGAGAGAGAGAAAAGAAAAAUGUGGAAACUGAAAGUUGCAGAAGGAGGCAGUCCAUGGCUUCGUACAUUAAACAAUCACGUCGGUAGACAACUUUGGGAGUUCGAUCCUAACUCCGGAUCGCCACAAGAUCUCGCCGAUAUCGAAUCCGUUCGUCAAAAUUUUCGUAAUAAUCGCUUCUCCCACAAACACAGCGAUGAUCUUCUUAUGCGCAUUCAGUUUGCGAAAGAGAAUCCGAUGAAGGAAGUGAUACCCAAAGUGAGAGUGAAAGAUGUUGAAGAUGUCAAUGAAGAGAGUGUGACAACAACAUUAAGAAGGGCUUUGAAUUUCUAUUCAACUCUUCAGAGUCAUGAUGGACAUUGGCCUGGUGAUUAUGCUGGUCCUAUGUUUCUUUUGCCUGGCUUGGUAAUUACUCUGUCUAUCACUGGGGCUCUCAAUGCAGUCUUAACAGACGAGCAUAGAAAGGAAAUGCGUCGUUACCUUUAUAAUCAUCAGAAUAAGGAUGGUGGAUGGGGUUUGCAUAUUGAAGGUCCAAGCACCAUGUUUGGUUCUGUUUUGAGUUAUGUUACUCUAAGAUUGCUUGGUGAGGGACCAAACGAUGGAGAAGGGGAUAUGGAGAAGGCACGUGACUGGAUUCUUGAGCAUGGUGGUGCUACUCAUAUAACAUCCUGGGGGAAGAUGUGGCUUUCAGUACUUGGAGUGUUCGAAUGGUCCGGAAAUAAUCCCCUGCCACCUGAGUUAUGGCUCCUUCCAUACAUUCUUCCAUUUCAUCCAGGAAGGAUGUGGUGUCACUGCCGGAUGGUCUAUUUGCCAAUGUGUUACUUGUACGGAAAGAGGUUUGUUGGUCCAAUCACACCAACAAUAUUAUCUUUGAGAAAAGAGCUUUUUACUGUACCAUACCAUGAUGUAGACUGGAAUCAGGCUCGCAAUUUAUGUGCAAAGGAAGACUUGUACUAUCCUCACCCACUCGUGCAAGAUAUUCUUUGGGCAACUCUACACAAGGUUGUUGAACCUAUUUUCAUGAAUUGGCCUUGCAAAAAAUUGAGAGAAAAGGCUGUCGAGACUGUAAUGGAGCAUAUACAUUAUGAAGAUGAGAAUACUCGUUAUAUUUGCAUAGGUCCUGUAAAUAAGGUGUUAAAUAUGCUUUGCUGCUGGGUAGAAGAUCCAAAUUCAGAGGCUUUCAAGUUGCAUCUUCCAAGGAUCCAUGAUUAUCUAUGGAUUGCUGAAGAUGGCAUGAAAAUGCAGGGCUACAAUGGCAGUCAACUAUGGGAUACUUCAUUUAUUGCCCAAGCAAUUAUUUCAACUAACCUAAUUGAAGAAUUUGGUCCAACUCUAAGAAAGGCUCAUACAUUCAUUAAGAAUUCACAGGUUUCAGAAGAUUGUCCUGGUGAUCUUAGUAAAUGGUACCGUCACAUUUCAAAAGGUGCUUGGCCCUUUUCAACUGCAGAUCAUGGAUGGCCAAUAUCUGACUGCACAGCUGAAGGACUGAAAGCUGUCCUAUUGCUAUCUAAAAUUGCACCUGAGAUUGUUGGUGAACCAUUGGAUGCAAAGAGAUUAUAUGAUGCUGUAAAUGUCAUUAUCUCAUUACAGAAUGAAGAUGGUGGCCUUGCAACAUAUGAGCUCACACGAUCUUAUAGCUGGUUGGAGAUAUGCAAUCCUGCUGAAACUUUUGGCGACAUUGUUAUUGAUUAUACUUAUGUGGAAUGUACCUCAGCAGCAAUUCAGGCUUUGUCAACAUUUAGGAAACUAUAUCCUGGGCAUCGUCGGGAAGAAAUACAACGCUGUAUAGAAAAAGCUGCUGCCUUUAUUGAAAAAAUACAAGCUUCAGAUGGUUCAUGGUAUGGUUCUUGGGGAGUUUGCUUCACUUAUGGCACUUGGUUUGGGGUAAAAGGGCUGAUUGCUGCUGGGAAGAGUUUCAGUAAUUGCUUAAGCAUCCGUAAAGCUUGUGACUUUUUGCUGUCGAAGCAGCUCCCAUCUGGUGGUUGGGGAGAGAGUUAUCUUUCAUGUCAAAACAAGGUGUAUUCAAAUUUGGAAAGCAACAGGUCCCAUGUAGUAAACACUGGGUGGGCUAUGCUGGCUCUCAUUGAGGCUGAACAGGCCAAGAGAGAUCCAACACCACUGCACCGCGCAGCUGUAUGCUUGAUAAAUUCUCAAAUGGAGAAUGGUGACUUUCCGCAAGAGGAAAUAAUGGGAGUCUUCAACAAAAAUUGCAUGAUCACUUAUGCUGCAUACAGAAACAUAUUCCCCAUAUGGGCGUUGGGAGAAUACCGUCGUCAUGUAUUGCAGACCUGUUGAUUUCACUUUAGAUAGGUCAGAAUUAUUUCAACCUUUUACCAUCCUCCAUGGUUCUCUUCUUGAAAAAGUUUAUAACUUAUGAGUUCGGAGUUCGGUAUCCUGCUAAACAGAGAGCGACUAAAUUUAUAGGAAAAAAAUGUUUGCCUCGCUCUUCUUUUUAGCACAAGGAGCACAGUUGUGUAUUUGUAGUCAUUGGUUGGUUCAUAACGUUGUUUACGUAUCAAUGUAUGAGAAAUAUGUGGUGGGUCAAAAGGAUUUUUUUUGUUCAAUCCAAUUGACAGGGAAGCUAUUGUAACGUGGUUGGUUUGUGUGGAUAAAGUUGGAAAAAUAAAGUGAAUUCGAUUCUACUACAUCACUGUAACAGUAAAUAUUUUUAUGGGAGUCAUUUAUAAGACCAACUAGAGUGUGAUUAUGACAUAA
Molecule: messenger RNA, 2993 nt
Organism: Medicago truncatula (barrel medic)
Lineage: Eukaryota; Viridiplantae; Streptophyta; Magnoliopsida; Fabales; Fabaceae
Product: cycloartenol synthase
Exons: 20
Coding region: 300-2573 (757 amino acids)
Biological process (GO): triterpenoid biosynthetic process
Cellular component (GO): lipid droplet
Molecular function (GO): intramolecular transferase activity
Source: RefSeq, a predicted model, not a curated record